GCUGUGACAUUUUGUCAGACCUUAGCAGCAUCAAUGGCGGCUCGGCUUGGAACGACACCAAUGGCUGCAUUUCAGAUCUGUUUACAAGUCUGGUUAACGUCUUCUAUGCUCGCCGAUGGUCUUGCCGUUGCUGGUCAGGCGAUUCUGGCUUGUAAUUUUGCCGAAAAGGACUACAACAAAGUGUCUGCUGCUGCAUCACGUGUUAUACAGAUGAGUUUUGCGUUAGGACUUGGACUGUCCGUUUUUGUCGGACUGGGUCUAUACUUCGGUUCCGGGGUAUUCUCCAAGGAUCCUGCCGUUAUACAUCUCAUAGCCAUUGGAAUACCG
This is a messenger RNA of Brassica oleracea var. oleracea, 327 nucleotides long. Its product is annotated as MATE efflux family protein FRD3-like. Lineage: Eukaryota; Viridiplantae; Streptophyta; Magnoliopsida; Brassicales; Brassicaceae. Gene Ontology annotation, cellular component: membrane. The record is from RefSeq and is a predicted model, not a curated record. The annotation marks the transcript as partial. Gene Ontology annotation, biological process: transmembrane transport. The transcript is spliced from 3 exons. Gene Ontology annotation, molecular function: xenobiotic transmembrane transporter activity; antiporter activity; citrate transmembrane transporter activity.